Messenger RNA from Durotheca rogersii, 3562 nucleotides. Its product is annotated as nitrite reductase. The record is from RefSeq and is a predicted model, not a curated record. The transcript is spliced from 4 exons. Gene Ontology annotation, molecular function: flavin adenine dinucleotide binding; NADP binding; 2 iron, 2 sulfur cluster binding. Bases 178 to 3513 code for a protein of 1111 amino acids. Gene Ontology annotation, biological process: nitrate assimilation. NCBI's taxonomy places the organism in Eukaryota, Fungi, Ascomycota, Sordariomycetes, Xylariales, Xylariaceae.
CUUCCGGCCUCGUCUUGCCGUCCAUCCUCUUCCUCAAGCUCUUCCUCUCGAGGAACGCCCUCGCUCCGCUCGCUAGUUGUUCCAUCAUACGCCUGCGAUCCCUAUAGUAUAUGUCGUUAAGCAGCAUAACGGCAACGUAGCAGUGGUGGCUUUCGCGUACCCCCCCGCGCCUUGAAGAUGGCUGCUGGCGAGAGGACUAAGUUGGUCGUUGUUGGCCUGGGAAUGGUCGGCAUCGCCUUUAUAGAGAAACUCUUGAAGCUUGACGCGAGAGCUCGCGCAUAUGAUGUUGUUGUUAUCGGCGAGGAACCUCACCUCGCCUAUAAUCGGGUCGGCCUUACCAGCUUCUUCAGCCAUAGGAAAGUUGAGAAUUUAUACCUGAACCCGAAAGAAUGGUACAUGUCGCACGCCCCGGACGGCAAACUCAAUUACCACCUGAACACCCUGGUCACUAGCAUCAACCCUGCGAAUAAGACUGUGACCUGUGCCAGCGGCGACGUAGUCUCGUACGACAUUCUCGUUCUAGCCACGGGGUCCGACGCUGUGUUGCCGGCCGAAACCCCCGGCCACGGCGCAAACGGAGUCUUUGUCUACAGGACCAUCGAGGAUCUAGAGAAGCUCAUAGCCUUCGGAGAGUCACGUAAGGGGACUGUCGGCGCCGUCGUCGGCGGUGGCUUGCUAGGCCUCGAGGCAGCGAACGCCCUGAUGGACCUGAAAUGCUUUGAAAAGGUCAAGCUAAUAGAGAGGAACCAAUGGGUACUUAGCCGACAGCUCGAUGUCGAAGCUGGAAACCUAGUUGUCGAAAAAGUCACCAAUCUCGGUCUCGACGUCUUACUUGGCAAGCGGGUAGGAACGAUUAAGACGGAUGAGGAGAAUAAUGUCAUAGGCGUGAUUUUUGACGACGGCGAAGAGAUGGAUUGCUCUACGGUUUGCUUCGCCAUCGGUGUGCGACCUCGCGAUAGCCUAGCUAGGAGCGCGGGUCUCCUAUGUGCGGACCGAGGCGGCGGGAUCCUCGUCAACGACGACCUAAGCACGACCAUCCCCGGCAUUUACGCUAUCGGCGAGUGUGCGAGCUGGCAGAACCAGACUUUCGGCCUCAUCGCCCCCGGCGUCGAGAUGGCUGAUGUUCUAUCCUUUAACCUCACGCAAGCCAAGCUCCACCAGCCGAGACGUUUCAAGCGGCCUGAUUUGAGCACCAAGCUCAAGUUACUGGGCGUCGAUGUUGCCAGCUUUGGCGACUUCUUUGCUGAUAGAGAUGGCCCCAGUUCCUGGCCAGUGAGAGCGGCAAGAAGGAAGACGGAAGACCAGAGCGCUGCCGGCGGGCCUCAGGUUAAGGCCCUUGUUUACAAAGACCCCUUCGCUCAAGUUUAUAAAAAAUAUCUAUUUACCGCCGAUGGUAAAUAUCUGCUCGGCGGUAUGAUGAUUGGCGAUACGAACGAUUACAUAAAACUGGUGCCCAUGGUCAAGAAUCAGAAAGAGCUAGAAAUACCUCCGGCGCAACUCAUCCUCGGUGCGAAGAAAGAAGGUGACGACGGCACCGACGACCUCGAAGACGACACCCAGAUCUGCUCUUGCCACAACGUUACGAAGGGAGACAUCGUCAACAGCAUUAAAGAUGGCGCCUGUAAGACUGUUGGCGAGGUUAAGGCGUGCACCAAGGCUGGUACUGGUUGCGGCGGUUGCAUGCCACUCGUUACGAGUAUCUUUACCAAAACCAUGAAGGAGAUGGGCGCCGAGGUGACUAACUACCUGUGUGCCCAUUUUAACUAUUCUCGAGUCGAUUUAUAUAACAUCAUCAUGGUAAAGAGACUCAAGACUCUCGCCGAGGUCAUGCGGGAAGUAGGAAGCGACAAAGACUCAGACGGCUGCGAAGCUUGCAAACCCGCGCUGGCUAGCAUCUUCGCGUCGCUAUGGAACAAGCACGUUAUGGACAAGACCACGCACGGCCUGCAGGAUACCAACGAUCGAUUCCUGGGAAACAUCCAACGGAACGGCACCUUCUCCGUGGUUCCUCGCGUAUCCGCCGGGGAGAUCACGCCAGACAAGCUCAUCAUCAUCGGCGAAGUUGCCAAGAAGUAUAACCUGUACACCAAGAUCACCGGCGGACAGCGCAUAGACAUGUUCGGGGCUAAGAAGCAAGAUCUGAUCGAUAUCUGGAGCCGGCUGGUGCAAGGGGGCAUGGAGAGCGGACACGCCUAUGCGAAGUCGCUACGGACCGUUAAGAGCUGCGUGGGGACGACGUGGUGCCGGUUCGGUGUUGGCGAUAGCGUAGGCAUGGCCGUCAGGCUCGAGGAGCGGUAUAAGAGCAUCCGGGGUCCUCAUAAGAUAAAAGGCGGCGUGAGCGGCUGCGUGCGCGAGUGCGCCGAGGCCCAGAGUAAAGAUUUCGGACUCAUCGCGACGGAGAAGGGCUUCAACAUCUUCGUCGGGGGCAACGGCGGCGCGAAGCCGAGGCACGCGGAGCUCCUGGCCAAGGACGUGGCGCCGUCGGAGGUGGUCCCGAUCCUCGACCGGUACCUGAUGUUCUACAUCCGGACGGCGGACAAGCUGCAGCGGACGGCGAGGUGGAUCGAGAGCCUGCCGGGGGGGCUGAGGUACCUGCAGCAGGUGGUGCUCGAGGACAAGCUGGGGAUCUGCGCGUCGCUCGAGGCGCAGAUGCGGGAGCUCGUCGACUCGUUCUUCGACGAGUGGGCCGAGGCGGUCGGCAGCCCCGCGAUCGCGGCCAAGUUCCGGCAGUUCGCCAACACGGACGACGCCGUCGAGGCGAUGGAGACGGAGCGCGACCGCGGCCAGACGCGGCCGGUGCGCUGGCCGCGCGACGCCGCCGCCGACGACUUCGCCGGCCUGCGCCGCCGCUGGUCCGCCACCGCCUGGCAGCCCGUCGUCGAGGCGAGCUACUUCGCCGGCGCCGACGAGGCCCCCGGCGGCCUCAGCGCCACCAUCAAGCGCGGCGACACCCAGCUCGCGCUGUGGCGCGUCCGCGGCCGCUACUACGCCGCGCAGCAGAUGUGCCCGCACAGGCGGUCGUUCGCGCUGUCCGACGGGCUCAUCGGGCAGGACCCGGCUCCCGCCCUCUCCGCCGCGCCCCCCUCGGCGCCGUGGGUCUCGUGCCCGUUCCACAAGCGCAACUUCGACCUCGGCGACGGCAGCUGCCGCAACGACGCGGCGCUGUCGAUCGCGACGUUCGAGGCGGAGGAGCGGCCCGCGGCGGCGGGCGACGGCGGCGCGCCCAUGGUCUACGUCAAGCUGCCGCCGGUCGCGGAGCUCGACGCCGCGCUGGGCACGUCGCGGUGGAUGGUGCGCAAGGGCGAAGGGUGCGGCGGCGGCGGCGGCGGCGGCGGCGGCAGCGCCGGCGAGUUCGACGAGCUCGACCGCAAGAUCGGCUUCAAGGGCCGCCGCGCCAAGAAGCCCGGCGUCCGGCCCACGGCGGACUCGGACGCGCGGGCCCAGACGCGCGGGCCCCUCGAGGUCGCGACGCCGACGACGGCGGGCGGGUGCGGCGCCGCGCCGGAUUGGUAGGCGGGCAGGCUGGCUGCGGCGGGAAAGGGAGAGAGAGGAUCGGGCCGUA